CCCGCUGCCACUGUGUGCGGAUAGAAAAGCGGCGCAGCUCCGAACAUUACUCCGCUGUUUACAGUCUGCGGCCGCCCGCUUCGACAUGAAACUCUCCCCGAUUGACGUCACCGAGCCAUCUUUGUCCAGCUAAUCCAGGCGCCUGUUUAUUCCUCCUCCAUCACAGCGCCGGGCUCCGCUCAGUAGAAGUAGGAGGAAGAGAGAUCCGAUAAAAAAAAUAAAAUUAAAAAGAGAGAGGUAUUUUUUUAAAUAGCGAAUAAGGGACGCGUCUCAGUGGGAGAUAGAAGCCAGUGCUCCUCCUCGGCUAUAUAGGCAGGGAAACGCCACAAUAACCAAGCGAAGGGUGCCAGAGGGUUGAGAGGAGCGCAGAUCCAAAUCCAUCUGUCACCCACUCGGUCCCAGCUCACGCGUCCUGUCCGGAUACCAGCACCACAACCUCCAGGAACAUGUCUGCCCCAGCCGCUGGAGCCCCUGCAGAGGGAGGGAGUCAGGGCCCUCCCAACCUCACCAGCAACCGCCGUCUCCAGCAGACACAGGCACAAGUGGAUGAGGUGGUGGAUAUCAUGCGUGUAAACGUGGACAAGGUUCUGGAGCGUGAUCAGAAGCUGUCAGAACUGGACGACAGGGCCGAUGCCCUGCAGGCUGGAGCGUCUCAGUUUGAGACUAGCGCUGCAAAACUGAAGAAUAAAUACUGGUGGAAGAAUGCCAAGAUGAUGAUUAUCCUGGGUGUGAUAUGCGUGAUUGUCCUCAUCGUCAUUAUUGUGUACUUCAGCACCUAAGAAGAGUCGGUCCUACCCCAGUCUGAUCCCAACUUCCUUGCUUCAAAAAAAAAGAGAAAACCCUCAAAUUGAUGAAAAAUCUAACCACAGAUAAUUAAUUUACUAUAUAUAUAUGUAUCUCUCCCCGAUUAGCCUCGAUAUAACACCCCUAAACCCUUCAGGGCCCCAUGGCUCCCCCACGUCCACCAUCUCCCCCUCUGGCCCCCUGUCAAUAUUUGUCCUUGUGAGUGUGUGGCCCUGUCUCCUUUCUGGGUCCUCUUGGCUUUUCUAACCUGCCAUACCGAGAACCAAACACUUGUGACGAUGCAACAGAAAAGGAAACAACGAUUGGCGAUAAUUGUUACAUAACUGAUAUAUAUAGUUCUUUGUAGAGUUUUAUUCUGAUAUAUACUGUUUUGUAGGUGUGUGUGCGUAUGUGUGUGUGCAUUUUGUAUUUUUUAAUUUUUUGUAUUAAUUUUAUGUAUGCUUCAGCGUUAACUACUGCCUAUUAAUCAAAGUGUGCAUCUUGCAUGUUCUCAUCAUCUGUCUUUCACCCGGCUUCUUCUUCUCUUUCUCUCUUUGGUGUAUUUUUGCACAGUGGAGUAAGUCUCCUUUUAAUGAAAUACAAACAUUCAUUUUCACAUUCAUCUGUGUUAGGCAUGUCCACGAAGACAGUUCAAAAUGAGCCAGAGGACUAAAAACUAUGAAGUUACAGAAAUGUGAGCUCCAAAACUGCCCUUAAAAGCUUCAGCUUAAAAGCUGCAGAUUUCUGUAACUUGAUGCCUUUGGAAAUCCAAGUCUUAGCUUCUUUUGUGGCUUAUAUCAGAGAGUUAAUGCUCAAUGAUAUUGAUCAACCACAGAAAUAAUGCAUGAAUCGUUAAACCUAAUCCCCACUAAUCAUAAUUCCUGGUUCUUUCAUUCUUUUCAUUUCUUUUUACACUUUUCUUUAGCAACAUCUGUAAUAACUUUCAUCACAAGUCACAGCCGCAGCUCUUCUGUCUCCCAGCAUGCUUGAACACCUCGAUUUCCUCUAAUAAUUUCAAAACUGCCAUAGUACAGAUGGACCAAUGUCUGUAGAUGUUUGUUUUUUAUUUCAAUAUUACGUAGUGUCUUAUUUCGAAAACAUUCCUUCAUUGCAGUCUAGUGCAAAUGCUCUUACUGUAGCACAUGUAAGUGUAAGUAUCUUAAAAAAAAUACAUGCGAUGAAACUUGUGUCGAAAACGUUGGUCAUACAAACCAUAGGAGAAAAAAAUGUUAUAGUUAAUAGCUGUAAGGGUUAGUUAUGGAUAGACAGGAUUAGACUUUCAGUCUGUCCAAAUGAUUAUUGUUUUUUUCUAAUAUCGGUGAUGUUAUCUUAACAUUGCACUUGCAGUAUACUGUGGAGAUGUCAUUCAUGUCAGAAGGUGGAUAUGUGCUUACAAAACUAUUCUAAUGCCAGGGGAUAAAAUGGGGCCAUUGCAUAAAUUGACAUAAGUUGAUUAAGUUUCAUAAAACACAGGUUAAUUCUCACUGGCCUAUGUCGACACUGAAAAGCCUUAGACUCCAGUCACUUCUGUUAGUUACUGUGGAAUAUUCCCGGUCAGACACACCCUCACACUUUCAGUUUGUGUUAGGGAGUGGCUGACGGCAGAAAAAAAAAGGAAUCUGAUUAAAAUGCACAAAUGCAACCUUGUUUUUGAUGGCGCUGUCUGGCUGGUCAAUAGCCUGGCCAAAGCAGAUCCUCCUGCAGCAAAACCUUAAAGAGCACAUUUAAAAACAAACAAAAGAGAGACACAGCCUUAUUUGCAAAUCCAGGGACAGAGGCUAAAUGAGGAAAAAAAGUCAAAUUAUCAGUUGAGUUUGAGUUUCAGCGGUUUGCUAACUUUGGGGUAAGUUAGUGCCCGGAAACGUGAGAAGCAAUUCUUUAGAAAAGUAGCAUUCCUAAGAAGAGUGUUUUGCUAGUGCAGCGGUUCUGUCUCAGUGUUUCUCCCUCUAGUUAAGGCCUUUUUCUUUUUUAAAUACAAUAGAUUAUAUUU
Molecule: messenger RNA, 2773 nt
Organism: Paralichthys olivaceus (Japanese flounder)
Lineage: Eukaryota; Metazoa; Chordata; Actinopteri; Pleuronectiformes; Paralichthyidae
Gene: vamp2
Product: vesicle-associated membrane protein 2
Biological process (GO): vesicle fusion; SNARE complex assembly; vesicle-mediated transport
Cellular component (GO): SNARE complex; plasma membrane
Molecular function (GO): SNAP receptor activity; syntaxin-1 binding
Source: RefSeq, a predicted model, not a curated record